AUGUUCUCUCUCAAGCAAUAUGCCAUCGCUGCAUUGGCUUUGUCCAUCGGCGUGGUCAACGCGCUCACCGGAGAAGCGACUUGGUACACUCCCAAUGGGGGCGUCGGCGUCGGCGCCUGCGGUGCGCCCAUGCAGAACUCGGACCACAUCGUCGCGCUCUCCAGUGACCAGUAUGCUGGAGGGGCGCACUGUUGGAAGCACAUUGGCGUGCACUACAAGGGCAAGUUUGUAGACGCUACCAUCGGGGACCUUUGCCCUGCGUGGGCGGCACAAGAUGCAUCGAAUGGUACAACGGAAUAG
Desarmillaria tabescens is the source of this 300-nucleotide messenger RNA. RefSeq lists its product as uncharacterized. The record is from RefSeq and is a predicted model, not a curated record. The transcript has 3 exons. Lineage: Eukaryota; Fungi; Basidiomycota; Agaricomycetes; Agaricales; Physalacriaceae. The coding region runs from base 1 to 300 and encodes 99 amino acids.